Messenger RNA from Pantherophis guttatus, 5311 nucleotides. It is a transcript of the gene MAN1B1, whose product is annotated as mannosidase alpha class 1B member 1. Gene Ontology annotation, biological process: carbohydrate metabolic process; mannose trimming involved in glycoprotein ERAD pathway. The record is from RefSeq and is a predicted model, not a curated record. Lineage: Eukaryota; Metazoa; Chordata; Lepidosauria; Squamata; Colubridae. Gene Ontology annotation, cellular component: endoplasmic reticulum; membrane. Gene Ontology annotation, molecular function: mannosyl-oligosaccharide 1,2-alpha-mannosidase activity; calcium ion binding.
UAAAAUAUAACUUUAACACAAGUUGAGAUAGAUUGCAUCUGAACACGGGAGUUGCAUCCUUCUCUUUAAGGCUAAAGGACAGGGUGGGUGGACUGAGAAUCCAUCAUUCAGGAUCUCACAUACCAUAAAAUCCAGUUUGGUGCCUCUGGGUGUGUCAACGAUUACCCAAUAACAUACCAUUUUUAAAAUUCUGUGCUGCCUUUGAUCCUGAAAGCAGCACAUCACCAUCAAGCGUGGAUAGAAAUGCAUAGGCUUUGCCUCCCAUUUAGAUAGUUUUAAUUUGUUUUUCAGAGAAACGUUCCCUGCCAAAAUAGCUAACGCCAAUGCUUAGUCAGUAGAUGAGGCGGGCAGCAGGUGCAUUUCUCGUUACUGGAUCAUUUCGAGAAAAGAAAGGACUCAUUUAGGGGCGUGGCAAGUAGGCGCGAGCUGUUGCUCGUCUGUCAAGGAGUUUCUCCUUUGAGACAUUUAGCGGAGAAGUGCUUGUGUGUGUCUGCAGCUGCCAUCCCACUGAAUACAGAAGAAGCAGAGUGGAGCCUUGUUCCAGACCCCAUGAAUUGCAUUAAAUGGAAGCAGCUGUCCCGCCUUCAGCGCAGCAUCAUCCUCUUCCUCUUUGCCUUUCUGGUUGUCUGUGGAAUCAGGACGUAUGCAAACAUGGCUGACCCAUGGAAAAGUGCAACCAGCAGAUCUUUGGAGGAGCAGAAGGCUGACCUGGAGAUCCCUGGAUUGAAUCCAGCAAAUCAGGCCAUUCUCCCGAUACCCCAGAAAGCCGAUGCCAGCCUCAGGGACUUUUCACCUCAAAAACCUCCGAAACAGAUUCCUGCCCGGCGAGGCCCUCCGAAUCUGCAGAUCCGGCCACCUUGGAGGGAGACGGAGGCCAAGUCCCAGGAAGAAGCCAUCAGAGCGGAGGGAAAUCCUGGCCAGGCAGGUCAGGUGCAUAACCUGGAUAAGCCCGUCGUUAGUUGGAGAGGAGCCGUGAUUGAGCCCAACCCGAGCCCUGAGCCGCCUUCCAAGAAAAUAAACCAUCCAGGCAGGCCUUCUGCCGUGGCAUCCGAAGACCAGAAAGAGCCAGUGGCCCUCAAUAAGCGCCAGCUGGCGGUGAUCGAAGCCUUCCGCCACGCCUGGAAAGGUUACAAGGAGUUUGCCUGGGGCCACGACGAGCUGAAGCCCAUCUCCAAGUCCUUCAACGAAUGGUUUGGCCUCGGACUGACGCUCAUCGACGCGCUGGACACCAUGUGGAUCUUGGGCUUAAAGGCAGAGUUCAAAGAAGCCCGAGAGUGGGUGGCCAAGGAGCUGGACUUCAAGAAAGACGUGGAUGUCAAUCUCUUUGAGAGCGCCAUUCGUAUCCUGGGAGGCCUGCUGAGCACUUACCACUUGUCUGGGGACAGCCUCUUCCUGGAAAAAGCAAAAGAUAUCGGGAGCAGGCUCAUGCCGGCCUUUAACACCCCUUCCAAGAUCCCCUUUUCGGACGUCAACAUUGGGAAGGGCACAGCCCACCCCCCACGCUGGACCUCUGAUAGCACUGUGGCUGAAGUGACCAGCAUCCAGUUGGAAUUCAGGGAGCUCUCGCGCCUGACCGGUGAAGAGAAAUUUAAGAACGCCGUGGACAGGGUGAUGAGACACGUCCACUCCCUCUCUGGCAAGAACGACGGCCUGGUGCCCAUGUUCAUCAACACCAACAGCGGGCAGUUCACCCAUCUCGGAGUCUACACCCUGGGGGCUCGAGCUGACAGCUACUACGAGUAUUUGCUCAAGCAGUGGAUCCAGGGAGGGAAGAAAGAGAACGAGCUCCUGGAAGACUACGUGAAGGCUGUUGAGGGCGUGAAGAUGCACCUGCUCCGGAAAUCCUAUCCCAAAAGGCUGAGCUUUGUUGGGGAACUCGCUCACGGUCGUUUCAGUGCAAAGAUGGAUCACCUGGUCUGCUUCUUGCCUGGAGUCCUGGCCCUCGGCGCUCACAACGGGCUUCCUGCAGAUCACCUGACCCUGGCGGCAGAGCUGGCAGAAACCUGCUACCAGAUGUACGUGCAGGUAGAGACCGGACUGAGCCCCGAAAUCGUCCACUUCAACACGCACCCACAAAAGGACCGGAAGGACGUGGAAAUCAAGACCGCCGAUAGGCACAACCUGCUGCGACCUGAGACGGUGGAGAGCUUCUUCUACCUUUAUCGGUUCACCGGCGAUAAGAAGUACCAGGAUUGGGGCUGGGAGAUCUUGCAGAGUUUCAAUCAAUACACCCGGGUCCCGACCGGUGGCUACACGUCCAUCGACAACGUCCAGAACCCCAGCAAUCCAGAGCCGAGAGACAAAAUGGAGAGCUUUUUCCUGGGUGAAACCCUCAAGUACUUUUUCUUGCUCUUUUCGGAUGACGUGAACUUAAUCAACUUGGACCACUACGUCUUCAACACGGAGGCCCACCCGCUCCCCAUCUGGCCAUCGGCAUAAACCGAAGCCGGGCGUCUGCCAUUCCCAGGUUCGAUCCCGUCUCGAUUCCGGGGACCUGAAGGGAGGUGUGUAGCGACAUUCCCGGAGGAAUUAUAUGUGAGGGAAGGUGGGUCUCCGGAAUCACAGCCCCCUCUCCAAAAAGGGGCACCCAAGCAAGGAACGGGCAAGCGGGCCCCUGCCAUGCCAGAUCCCGCUUGGCAAAAGCGGGGAGCGCAAGGCUCGCUUCGACCCAGGGAGUGCCUCAAAACUAGCAAGGAGGGGACCCCCGUGGAGGGCCCAGCAUUCUUCCGUUGUCUCCGAUCCACCUCUCGGCAGGAGAGGCCAGUCAGGAGGAAAGGGUGGCCUUGUUCCCAGGUAUCCAUCCCAAUGUCCCUGGGGCUGUGAGUUCCCAGGAUCAUUCCACAGCUGCAGGUGGGGGGGUGGGGAAGGGGUGAGAGCCCUCCCCUCGAAAACAGUGUUCCUGAUCCCGAAGGGCACUUGGGAGUAAUCGGGAGGAAUUUGUGCCCUGUUGCGAACUGGGGAGAAGCUGGAUGGGGUGGUAAAUAUAUACAUAUAUACAUAUAUAUAUUUUCUUAACUUAUCUGCAGCAAUGCAGGGAGAAAAAAUGUGAAAAUUUACAUUAUGAAAAAAAAAAACCCCAGAAGGUUAUCUAUGUAGGAAUUUAUAUGUGUAUAACAUGAAUAAUGUUUUGGCUCAGGUAUCCUUCCGAAAACUGCUUCCUGCAUGGGUUCCUCUUCCAGGUGGGAGGCCCCAGAGGACGGUUGACCUUUACUUUGCAAGCAUGUGGGGUGGGGUGGGGUGGCUGGAGGGCAAGGAAGCAGCGGGUCACAGGGGCUUUAUCCCCAGAGCGGAUUCUGCCUGCUAGGAUUUCUGCCACGCCUCUCGUGCUUUGAAAAGUUCCCCCUGGAAAGUUGGGCUUAAAAACCAAGCUUUUAACUAUCAGCCACAGAGGAAGCUGCUCACUAAAGGUGCAAACUCUGAUAUAUUUACACACCGAAACGUGGAACAAAGGCUCGUUUGCUUCGGCUUUCCGCUUGGUUGUGGCCUUUUUGUCUGUCUCCGAGUCAGGACAAGAGCAACCUGCAGGAUACGAGGCCAUCUCUGGCCUGGGCAGAGGCUGCCCUUUCAUCCCAGUCCUUCCUUUCUGUCUUUUCGCCCAUUCCUUCUAGCUUUCAUGGCCCUCCCUCUUCCCAAUCUCCCUCUUCGCUCAAUCUCAGCACUUUAAAGUGGGGGCAGAGAGAAGAUUCACGGGACAAUCUUCCCCCGUUUUGGUGGGACUGAUUUUUUGUAUUUGGGGACCUCUCUGUGCCCUUCGUGCUUGCUGCUGCUGCUGCCGCCUGGUGACGAUGCUCUUGCGGCUGGAACAGCUGCUUUAAAUCCCGGCCCAGCAGAGGACAGGGAGACAAACUGGCAUUGCCCCUCUCGGCUAAUGGCACAUACUAAUGGCAGCACUGGAGCUGUGGCAGGAGAAAUCCCGGCGGGAUUGUUUUCUGCGAAAGUGGUUUCAGAGGGACUGGUGAUCCCGUUUCUUUUUUGUAUGCCACGCCUGACCCAAACAAAAUGCAUGUUUCCCAACACUGUGGCCUUUGGUGCUACCUAACAGAUGGGACGGUGCAAUGACCAAGAGCCCCAAUCAAGAAAACGGUGGCUCAGAUCUCUUGGCGCACGCCUCGAACUCGGUUCCUUCUCCCCUGCAAUAUCACAAGGUCGGUGACUCUCACAAAGGGAGAGAAUCAAAUGCUUUGAACAGUUGAAGCACAAUAGUAUCGUCAUAAGAAAGAUUCCUUUCCGAUCUUCUUACUGUAACUCUGGACUUCUGAAGAACUUCACUGUCGCCACGUUCUUGUAAAUGAUCUUUUGUUUGCUGUUGUGGCCACCAAGUCCCAACUGAAUUUGGGAGUGGGGGGGGGAAGGUGGUCCUGGCUUUCGAGGGGGUGCUUGCAAGGCACUAUUAGGUAGUUUCCUGUUCCCCCCAUAUAAACAGAUCCUGGAAUUUAAAAGCCAUACUGUAAAUGCCCAGUUUUGGGAGGCCGACACUUUACGUUGAACUGGUGCCUUCCGAUUUCAAGGGGAAAGAGAGAAGGGUUGGGAUGGCCACGUCCCUGAAGGCGAGCAUUUCUUCCAGCAAGCAAAGCAUAGACCUGGGCUGCAGACCCACGAGUCUCUUUCAAACAAGCCACCUAGGACGUCUGUUUCCUGGAUCCUCCUCAGAGUUAGAUGCUGAACAGCCCCCCCACCCACCCCCAGCACAGAAUUGCUUUGCUGUUUUGUUUACCGGUGCACAACCCUGAAUUUCCACUUGCCUCGUGUUCUCCACGGAGGCCGGAAUGUCGUCCUAAUUUUGGAAAUUUCAAGAGAAAUUUGCCAUGUCAGGAAAACCUAGCUCCGUUUUCUUGCGCAGCCAAACCGGGGCACAUUCCGCGUGAUUUUCCUGCCGUCUUAUGGCCAGUUCAUCUCAUGUCUUAAGAGCAGAUGUCUUAAAUGAUCAGGCACCACUGGACAAUUGGCUGUAAACGGACCGGCAGGGAGGGAGGGUUUCUGGCUGCCAAACUUGGUAGAGAAGCUGGCUAUCGUGAGGAGCACCCUGUGUGUUCCCAUCAUUCCCUCUGGAUAAUCACUUUCAAAUUACCUUUUUUUUCCUCCCAAGAAGAGGCAGACUUGCUGAAGCCUUGUUGGUGCGAUCUGGUCAAAAGUAUCCAUAAAGUAGAAUUAAUUCCUUUUGCGAACGGUUCAAAAUGUGACUUGCCUUUUUGCAAAGGUGGGAAAAAUCUCCGAAAUGAAAGCGAAUCUUACAAGUGAUUUUGGCUGGGAAGUUAAUCUGCAAAAUUCUACUCCACCUUAAUAAACUUCCAAUUUAUUUUGAGACAUUGCA